AUGUCACUCGACCGAGCGGCCCUGAAUGCCUUAUUCGGGCCUGAGCUGGUGGGAAUGUGUGUGGGGAUGCUACUCCAGGGCAUGCUCUUUAGUCAGAUGCAUAAUUAUUUCAAUCGAUAUCGAGACGAUAGUCGUCUGAACAAAAAUUUCGUCCUGUACAUCGUACUCCUCGAGACCGUUAGCUCUGGAGUGACUGUAGCACUAGUGUACCAGCCGCUCAUCCUUGAAUUCGGGCAGGAGUCGGCUGUGAACAGUGUGCCUCUAGGUCUCAUAAUCAUUCCGCCAAUAGUGGUAGCAAUCGCCACCCCUAUCCACCUCUACGUCGCUCGUCGGAUCCACAUCCUUCAUGAGUCCAUCUGGGUCCCUUUAAUCAUUUGCACACUCUCCUUCGCGUCUAUGGCUGGAGGUAUUUGGUCCUCGGUUGCGACAGUUCAUAACGGAAUAUAUGUGCAGCACCUCCCGGCGAAGCUGCUCAGUCCGGCGCUGCUCUGGAUGGUCGCAGCUGCAGUGGCAGACUUGCUGAUAGCCGCUGCGCUUUCAUGGAGCCUGUAUAAUCGAAAGACGGGCUACAAGUCGACGGACGCGGUCAUCGAUCGGAUUAUUUUCUUCACUGUCCAGACAGGCGUGGUCACGGCCAUUGCCGCGCUUCUGAGCGUCAUCACUUUGGUCGCAUUACCGCUUAGCAACACAACGACAUAUGUCUUUAAUGUCACUCUUAUGAAAUUGUAUGGGAAUUUCAUCCUGGCAACUCUAAACAACCGUGCUUCGUGGAACGACACCCUAAAUCGUACCGAUACGAGUGUCCUGUUUCCUCAAAGCGCCAUUUCGGCUGGUCCCGACACAUUUCCGUCGAACUGGCAAUGCCAGUGUAGAAGGCGACCUACUGUGACGGAUUCUAUCCCGCUGUCGUUCGCGCGGAGCCGCGAGGGCCAGGACCCAAGGAACACGACCGUGGAAUAUCACGAUUCCAAGGAUCUAAAUUUUAGCCCUUCACAAGCAGUAUGA
Molecule: messenger RNA, 1005 nt
Organism: Cyclocybe aegerita
Lineage: Eukaryota; Fungi; Basidiomycota; Agaricomycetes; Agaricales; Hemipholiotaceae
Source: the annotation of a GenBank genome assembly